Messenger RNA from Paramisgurnus dabryanus, 1266 nucleotides. The record is from RefSeq and is a predicted model, not a curated record. Lineage: Eukaryota; Metazoa; Chordata; Actinopteri; Cypriniformes; Cobitidae.
GCCCUCUCUUUGUUGAGGAGUGCUCCGGGCUCGGGCCAAAUGCCGAGCUCAGAGCCCUCUCCUCGGACAGCACGCCAAAUACGCAUAUCAUUAAUUCUAUCUGACUUAUUUGUAAGUGUGAACUCUUUAAAGAUCAAAAGUAUUAAUGAUGCAGAUUUAUUUUCACAGCCUUCUUUGGUCAUAUUUACAAAAGGUAUAAAUAAUUUUGAGCUCAACUGUGUAUAUAUUCAUAUAUAUAUAAUCCAGAUCCAAAACAGUUAAUCUUUUUGUUACAUUUGGUUGUCUUUCAUCCCUCAGGUCUGUCCUUUCCAAAACCACCAAGGAUUCAAGAAAUGUCUAGCCAGGCAUUAGGAUCAGAAGAAAUAAAUUAUAAGUCCAGGUCCAGGAGUCCACUCCAUGACUCUCACUUUCUGCUUCAAAGUUCUCGCUCUCCACGCCAUCGGUCCCACACUCCCAGCAACAGGACUGUAUGCCAGCGGUCCCACACUCCCAGCCACAGCACUCCCCGCCAACAGUCCCACACUCCGCACCACAGUACUUCACGCAAGAGGUCCCACACUCCAUGCCAGGUGCCCCACAGUCCCCGCCACACCACUUCACGCCACCGGUCCCAGUCUCCGACCCACAUCACCCCACGUCAGAGGUCCCAAUCUCCGACCCACAGCACCUCACGCCAGCGGUCCCGCACACCACACCUCACCACUUCACGCCACAGGUCCAAAUCUCUGACCCACAGCACCCCACGCCAGCGGUCCCACACUCCACGCCACAGUUUUUCACAGUGCUCCAACUCUUCUUAUGAGUGCUUCCAAAGAACAAGUAAGGGGAACCAGCACAGAGAGGGUGGAGAGCUAUUUCCAUUAGAUAAUGGAAAAUUCCAAAAGCAGGUCAUCUAUCUUCUGUCUGAUAUUCGGGCAAAGCUGUCAGAGGUGGGCCAAAACCAUGAGCCCCCAGAGUCUCAGUUCCACCGUGAGAAGAUGAACAGCAGGCGUGAGCUAAAAAAUUUGGAAGGGCAACUGGCCGAUGAAGAAAAGAGGAAUUUGAUGGUGUCUCGGUUAGUCAGGAUUGGGGGUACAGACCUUGAGGACUGUGUGAAAAAUGUGAUAAAAAGAGUUCUUACAAACAGACUAAUGGCUACAAUGAUUAUGGAUGGCUCAGGGGUGAAGAAGGCCUUUGGAAAAACACGGCUAUGUCGUGUUAUAAUAGGUGCUGUAUAGCGGUCCAAACCUUCAGGGUCAGAGGCUGAAAUCAAAAAAUACAUGGGGA